AUGAAUACAGAGGAUACAAGAGGUAGAACACCAAAUAAAGGGAAUGCUGCUCUUUGGGGAUGCUCUUCGGCUAUGAAUAGCAUGAAACGGUUCAACCAUCUGCCGACUACAAUUAAUGGUGCAUUAACACAGGAGCAGUUGAUUGCUUACCAGACUAUGUUUAGAAUACAAGAAAUAACAUCGAAGUUGAGAAUGAAUGAGUUCCAGAUUCCAGAGAGGAAAAAUCGUUCUCCAUCUCCACCACCAGCCUACGAUGCUCGAGGCAGAAGAACUAAUACAAGAGAACAGAGAUACAAGCGGAAACUAGAAGAAGAAAGACAUAGGCUAGUCGAAAUUGCUUUAAAAUUAAUACCACAUUUCGUAGCUCCUGAAGACUAUAAGAGACCAACAAAAUUCCAGGAUAAAUAUUAUAUUCCAGUUAGUCAAUAUCCAGAUAUUAACUUCGUAGGUCUUCUUUUAGGUCCUCGUGGUAAUACAUUAAAAAAAUUACAAGAGGACUCACAAUGUAAAAUAGCCAUAAGAGGGAGAGGUUCUGUGAAAGAAGGUAAAAACGCCAAUGACCUUCCUCAAGGUGCGAUGAAUUUUUCUGAUCCUUUACAUUGCUUAAUUAUUGCUGACACUGAAGAAAAAGUUCAAAAGGGUUUAAAAGUUUGUGAAAAUAUUGUUGUCAAGGCAGUAACUUCUCCAGAAGGACAGAAUGAUUUAAAAAGAGGUCAGUUGAGAGAAUUAGCCGAAUUAAACGGUACUCUAAGGGAGGAUAACAGACCUUGCCAGAACUGUGGAUUAGAAGGACAUAAAAAAUAUGAUUGCCCUAGUAAGGAAACAUAUGCUUCUAGGAUUAUAUGUAAUAGAUGUGGUCAAUCAGGUCAUGUAACCAGGGAUUGUAAUGCCGAUAUGAGCACACAAAAUAAUGGAUACCAAGGGAAGCCGAAACGUUACAACAUGGAUGAAUAUAAUUAUGAACAACGAGACUGGAAAAGAAGACAUAUAUAUAAUAAUAAUGGCUACAAUAGUAACAGCUACGAAAAUGAAUCACAAGAAGUUAUCACAUCCUAUAGAUCUCGAAAUACCAGGUCAGCUAUACCUACUGGUUACGAUACUUCAAAUAGACAAUAUAGCACUCAUGCGAACAUGAGCAGCAGUGAUCCUUUGAUUGGGAUGCCACAGCAUAAUGCAGUAGAACUCACCAAUCAUCAAUAUAAUUCUUAUGGGAAUAGCAAUAACAACGCUGAAAUAAACAGUGCAGCUGCUGUCAGCGAUUCCAAAGAUCAACACGAUGCUCAAUCACAACCUUCAAGAGAGCUAACUCCUGGUAUACCUUCAGGAAUAUCUGACUCUUAUAGUUUAGCAGCACCUCCUGGAUUAACAGGUCCACCUGGCCUUGGUACCCCACCUGGACUAGAUGCACCUCCAGGGCUUGAUGAUACCAAUGGUCAAAAUACCCUACAACUUCCACCUGGUUUAAGUGGACCACCUGGUUUGUAA
Molecule: messenger RNA, 1485 nt
Organism: Vanderwaltozyma polyspora DSM 70294
Lineage: Eukaryota; Fungi; Ascomycota; Saccharomycetes; Saccharomycetales; Saccharomycetaceae
Gene: MSL5
Product: mRNA splicing protein MSL5
Exons: 1
Coding region: 1-1485 (494 amino acids)
Biological process (GO): regulation of mRNA splicing, via spliceosome
Cellular component (GO): nucleus
Molecular function (GO): mRNA binding; zinc ion binding
Source: RefSeq, a predicted model, not a curated record